Aspergillus japonicus CBS 114.51 is the source of this 2140-nucleotide messenger RNA. Its product is annotated as acyl--CoA ligase. Bases 1 to 1707 code for a protein of 568 amino acids. The transcript is spliced from 4 exons. NCBI's taxonomy places the organism in Eukaryota, Fungi, Ascomycota, Eurotiomycetes, Eurotiales, Aspergillaceae. Gene Ontology annotation, molecular function: CoA-ligase activity. Gene Ontology annotation, biological process: secondary metabolic process. The record is from RefSeq and is a predicted model, not a curated record.
AUGCCAUUCCAAUCGCGCUGGUCCAUCGACAUCCCCAGCUGCCACCUCGCCACCCUCCUCUUCACCUCCCCGACCCACCCGCUCUCCCACACCCACCGAUGCUUCCUCGACGCCGCCCGCCCGGACACCCACUACUUCACGGAGCACUCGUUCCGCCUGUGGAGCCAGCGGCUCGCCGCGGGGCUGCGGACGGCCGGGCUGCAGCGCGGGGACCGCGUGCUCCUGUUCGCGGGCAACGACCUGUUCUUCCCCGUCGUGUUCAUGGGCAUCAUCAUGGCGGGCGGGAUUUUCACCGGCGCGAACCCCACCUUCGUGGCGCGGGAGCUGGAGUACCAGCUGCGGGAUUCGGGCGCCACGUUUCUGAUCUGUGCGCGGGCGAGUCUGGAGACCGGGGUGGAAGCGGCCAGGGGAGCCGGGGUGGGGCUGGAUCGGGUGUUUGUGUUUGAUCGUGCGGUUUUGGAGGAAGCCGAUGAUGACCCGAAGGGCAAGCUGGACGGAGGGCGGCAGGGUUGUCGCUACUGGGGCGAGUUGAUCGCCUCCGUCGAGGAAGGGAGUCGGUGGGCGUGGGACGAUCUGAUGACCCCCGGGGCGGCGGGUGCGCAGACGCUGGCGCUGAAUUACUCGAGCGGGACGACCGGCCGGCCCAAGGGGGUCGAGAUCACGCACAAGAACUACGUCGCCAAUCUGCUGCAGUACAACUUCCUCUUCUACCUGUAUCCCGACUGGGUGGACCGGCUGGCGCGCGCGCGCUGGCUCUGCUUCCUCCCCAUGUACCAUGCCAUGGCGCAGAAUAUCUUCAUCGCCGCGGCGCUGCGCCGCGGGGUGCCCGUGUACAUCAUGCCCAAGUUUGAUAUGCUGAAGAUGCUCGAGUACACCGAGAAGUUCCGCAUCACCGACCUCAUCCUCGUGCCCCCGGUGGUCGUGGCGUUGGCGAAGCACCCCGCCGUCCGCAGCGGCAGGUAUGAUCUGAGUAGCGUGGAGGGGGUCGCCAGUGGUGCGGCGCCCUUGGGCGCGGAGGUCUGCGAGCAGGUUGAGAAGCUCUGGGAGCCGGGUCGGAUCACGGUCCGCCAGGGUUGGGGAAUGACCGAGACUACAUGCUCACUGUUGGGCUGGGAUCCCACGACGAAGACGCACCCAGCAUCGGUGGGUGAGCUGAAUGCGAACUGUGAAGCCAAGAUCAUGGCCGACGAUGACCGAACGGAGCUGGGGCCGAAUCAGCGGGGUGAGCUGUGGGUUCGUGGGCAGAAUAUCAUGAAGGGCUAUUGGAGAAAUCCAGGAGCGACUAAAGAAACCAAGACAGAGGAUGGGUGGUUGAAGACAGGCGAUAUUGCCUUCGUGGAUGAUCGAGGUCUGUUCUAUGUGGUGGACCGGAAAAAGGAACUGAUCAAAGUCAAGGGGAACCAAGUCGCGCCAGCUGAGCUAGAGGCGAUAUUGUUGGACCAUCCUGCAGUGGCCGAUGCUGCCGUUAUUGGCGUGCCGAUGAAUGACGACGAGCGCCCUCGAGCGUACAUUGUGUUGAACUCUGGACAGAACGCCACCGACAAAGACAUCUUGUCAUUCAUGAACGACAAGGUCUCGCCGUUCAAAAGGAUCACCGGAGGAGUGGUAUUCAUCGACGCGAUCCCCAAAAAUCCAUCAGGGAAAAUUCUGCGAAAGAUGCUUCGUGAGCGUGCUGAUGGGGAGAUGCAGCCGACUGCAAGACUAUAGAUCUCUCUCUUCCUUGUCCUUGUAUUUGUCCUGCUCUUGCUUUCUCUGUAAGCACAGUAGAACGCCUGAGUUUCCACACCCAGUAGUUAGCCAGAGAAAUCACUGGAGAAAUCAAAGAAUCCCAACAAUACUUUCGUCUCUUCUGUCCAGCGGUAUGGAAUACCUUCUUGUGGCUAUACGGUAACGUAAUCACAUCCUCUUGACCCAAUGACUUUGCGCUGUAGUAGACAGCUAAAUUUAGGCUUGCUCACGAGCGGCAAAAAUGCAAGCUGGUAUGAAAUUAGUUUGGGAGGCAAGCAAUGAAUUGGACGAGUGAUCAAAGGUAUUGUGGUCCAAGUAACAAGAAAAAAUCAAGGUGACCCAGUAGAAAGGAACAACCGAUCGAUCGACGAGAUGCAUCUGAAUGAGUGCCGCUGCCAUUGGCUGUAGCUGG